GACUCCUUCACUGACUGCUGCUCAGCCUCACUCACUCAUUGCAGGAGGACAGCGUGUACGGUGCCCGGCGUUUACCAAGGAUUUACCAAACUUUCCCGCAUUUGCACUCGGGCUUCCUUUGAAGGUCUCCCUGUUUUAUUCCAACAUGAAGGAGCGAAGACUCACACAGCCGUUUGUAGGGAGGUGUAAGCUGGUGCUGGUUGGGGACGUCCAAUGCGGUAAAACAGCGAUGUUACAAGUCUUGGUGAAGGACUGCUAUCCAGAGACUUAUGUCCCUACUGUGUUUGAGAACUACACAGCCUGUCUGGAGCUUGAAGACCAGCGUGUGGAGCUCAGCCUUUGGGACACAUCAGGUUCUCCGUACUACGACAAUGUCAGGCCUCUCUGCUACAGCGACUCAGAUGCAGUCCUCUUAUGCUUUGACAUCAGCCGACCGGACACAGUAGACGGUGCACUCAAGAAGUGGAAAGCAGAAAUCCAGGACUUCUGCCCCAGCACUCGGAUCCUGCUAGUAGGCUGCAAGACGGACCUGCGCACAGACGUGUGCACCCGCAUGGAGCUGUCCAAUCAGAAACAGGCUCCAAUCUCCCACGAACAGGGUUCAUCAUUAGCCAAGCAGCUUGGAGCCGAGGCUUACUUGGAGUGCUCAGCUUUCACAUCAGAGAAGAGCAUCCACAGUGUUUUCCGUACCGCGGCUCUGGCCUGCAUGAACAAACUCCAACCCACCAAUAAGCCCAGCCCAGUCCGGCGCCUCUCCAAGAGACUCCUACACCUGCCCAGCAAGACAGAACUCCUCUCCUCCACCUUCAGCAAGGACAAGUCCAAGAGCUGCUCCAUCAUGUGAAUACUACUAAGAUAAAUGUGGCAAAAGGACAAACGAACGAGACUGUUGCUGGCUCAGCGGGGGUGCCUGGUGUGCAAGGGAAAGAGAGCAAUUAUGUGGAUUUUUACAAAGCCUCUCUCUCUCUCUCCUUUGCAGCUUCCUCCUGCAAACUCCUGUCAACCGCUUCCAGAAAGAUCACUUUCUAUAUUCAACUCCAGUGCUGAAGUUUUGAUCAUGACUUGCCACCAGCAUAACAAUAUCUGCAGAGAGAGAGAAUUAUGUUUGAUGUUCAAUUAAACUAUGUGCUAGCAGAGCAUAACAGGCGCUUUAAGGUGCUGUGAAUCGUCUUGAAUAAGGUCACUACUGCCUCUUUACCAAAGGAAGGGUUUGUAACUAUUACAUCUGACUGCAUUUAAAAUUCUGAAGGCAGUGCCCUUUCCCAUCCAUCUUUGUUUGAAUGUCUGUCUGAGGUCACCGUAUGGGCUGAGUGACGAGAUUAAAUGUAAAAUCUGACAUCUGACAGGAAUUGGUAUCAACAGAAAUACGGUGCGGGGGAUUGAAAAUGGCAGGCCUUGGAGAAAUUCCUCUCCCAGCUGACCCCUCUUGGUAUAUCGGUUGGAAAUUAAAGCUGACAGUGGAGAAAAGGUGGAGAGAGAGAGGGGGGGUUUGGCGAGCAGAGCGCUCAUUUGCAAAGGCAGCGGGAGGACAAACCGAGAGCUCGUCUGAAGGAGCACAAUGUGACUCAGCACUCACAUGAUCUGCAAAACAGUCACGGGUUGGACGUGCUGUGCUUAAAAACAAAUAAACAAACACGUGCAUGUCUUUGUGGAUUCUCUGCCAUUACCCAUCAUCACCCACCACGGCAGUCUUUUGUUCAGUGUUACUAACCACAGGCCUUUAUUAUGGCACUGAUGAAUCAUCUUACCCUGCUUAAUGGAUAUCGGUUUUUAUACAUGUUCCAGCAUAAAAAUGAAGUUGUUCUUGCUGGGCCUUCAUCGAUUACACAAAGAUGUCCUUUUACACAACACAAACUCGAUAGAUGUAUUUUAGUGUACCAAAAGAAAUCUUUCUUUUCAAAUCCCUCUCCUGCUAGACGUUUAAUGACAAGUAGUCCUGGGAGGCUUAGGAGCCAUAAACGUGCUUAUCAGGGUUCAUGAACUCCAGGGGCUGAUUUUAAGGGGUAUGAAACUGAUUAGCAAUUUUACCAACAGAAAAUUGCCUGAUGGACAAUGGACUGUUAAAAAAGGAAGACCAAAAUUGGGUCAUACUUUUCUCCUUCUUUUCAAAAAUCUUGACACAGGCCUACAAUUUCAAUAAUGAAACCUCCAUUAUAAUUUCUAAGCUGGAAAGGUGGCUAAUGUUCAUUCUCAAUGGGCCCAAAAUUGUAUAAGUGUGUGGAACAUUAGGAUAACUCCCAAAAGAAGAAGCCUAGACCUUUUCCUUUUCUUAUGACAGCAAAUGAGUCUUCUCUUUUUUUACAUCCAUGCUAGUGGUAGUUAAUCAAGCCUUGCAUUGAUUAGCUACCAAUCUUCAAGUAUUAAGAAACACUUGAAGAUUGCUUGUCUGGUGCUUCAACCAUAAAACAUUUUCCAGCUUCAUGAACUUUCUGGUACAGUAUCCGCUCUUUAACUCUUUAAAUCUGCCUGCUUAUAGAAUAAAAUGACCGGGUGUGCAUCAGAAGUUAGUGAGGGUGAUCUCUGCCUAUGCAGCUAUGCUCGGAAGAACCCAGAAACUGCUCUAAAGGUUGUCAAACCCUGGCUUUAUUGAUAUAUACUGAGGUGCUAAAAGUCAUCAUUAAGGGACAAGGGAGGUUGUCAAAUGCCAUUUUGAUGGGGAAGUUAAGCAGUAGUUUGUCCCAAAAGCUGUUAACAGACUGAUUUGUAAUAUGGAGAAGUUUCUCCAAGCUCAAUUCUUAACUAAGUUUCCUUGAGAGAGGAACAGGCUGCUCCUGACUUUUUUCUUCCUCAUUUCUUUUUUUAUGCAUUAGAUAUAUUUGGAUAUAUAUAUAUAUAUAUAUAUAUACAUUUUCAUCCUAAUCCGGCCUUUUCCCCCCCGGUGGAUGCUUUGUUGUGGCUGUCACGGGUGUUUUUGUAGCUGAUGAUGUUGUUCUUGUAUUCACCGGAGUCUUCUGGCAUUAGCUGCUGUUGACAGCUCGGCUAAUGGAGGACUUGAUGAUUUGUAGGUCUGCGCCGAGAAGCCCGGCAAUGCGCGGAUCACUGGAAUUUAACGUGUUGCCUAGCAACAGUGUGAGCAGGGGCAGUUCCUGUUUCUCGGAGAGGAGGAGGGAGGGAUCUCUCAGAGAAGGCGCCUGACCUUUUUAUUUGUAGCAUUUAGACAGAAGGAACAGCAAAGGUGAUGGCUGCACAUAUCGGAGCAGCGGACUGUUGGGGAUGUCCCGAGCCGUCACGUGUUGUCUAAAACUUGUCUUUGUAACACUACUGCAGUCAUUUUUUUCACUCCUCAGUCCUGCCUGGAACAUCAUGUCACCCUUAAGUUGCAUUUGUCUAAUGUACAGCCAUUAUUUAAGUCUCUCUCUCUGUUUUUUUUUUUUUUUUUGUAUAUAUCCUUUUAGAAAUUCCCCAAAGAAUAUCAGUGAAGCAAAACUAAAUGUUCAUGUGAAGUUGCCAAUUAUUGCUUAAAUUAUUGACUUGAGUUCUGUACUUGUUAAUGCCAUACACUAACUUCUAAGUCUUUUACUUAAUAAAUAUGUCUGAAGUUUAUUUUAAGUCUGUGUUUCUGUGUUAAGCUUAUUAAAGGUGAAAC
Pundamilia nyererei is the source of this 3586-nucleotide messenger RNA. Its product is annotated as rho-related GTP-binding protein Rho6. Gene Ontology annotation, biological process: small GTPase-mediated signal transduction. The record is from RefSeq and is a predicted model, not a curated record. Gene Ontology annotation, molecular function: GTP binding; GTPase activity. Lineage: Eukaryota; Metazoa; Chordata; Actinopteri; Cichliformes; Cichlidae. The transcript is spliced from 5 exons. The coding region runs from base 146 to 844 and encodes 232 amino acids.